ACAUAAAGAAGGAAUGGUGUGUGGUCAAACAAAAACCAAAUAAAUUCGCACUGUAAACGGCCAAGACUUUAGCUAAUAGAAUACUUGUCUUCUUUUUUCUCUCUCUCUCUUUUUAUAAAUAUAUGCUGCAACCUUUCUCACUUCACAACAACAUACAACAGCAGUGUCAGUUUAUCAUCACUAAACUCUUUCCUCUGUUUCUGCUUCUGACUCCUUUUGCUUCCUCUGUUUUCGGGCACAAACAGAGUUGUUCUGUUUUCGAGAAUGGCCAUCAAGACGAUUGAACUGUUGAAAGGGUGCGGAUCGCAGGAAGAGAUAAUGGAAGUGCUUGCUGCGGUGGCGUCGGAUAUGGGUGAUGCGAUCGAUGACGUGAGCAGCUUGCAGGUGAUUCCUCUGAAGGGUGCAAUGACGAAUGAGGUUUUCCAGGUAAAAUGGCCUUCUAAAAAUGGUGGUGAAGUCAGAAAGGUUCUGGUUCGUUUAUAUGGGGAAGGUGUUGAAGUUUUCUUCGACAGGGAAGAAGAAGUGAAAACCUUUGAGUGCAUGUCAAAGCAUGGUCAAGGACCUCGCCUUCUUGGCCGUUUCACUUCUGGUAGAGUUGAGGAGUUUAUUCAUGCCCGAACUCUGUCAGCUGCUGACCUCCGUGACCCUGAAGUAUCUGCUUUGGUAGCAUCUAAGAUGAGAGAGUUCCAUAAUCUUCACAUGCCUGGUGCAAAGAAGGCUCAAAUUUGGCACAGAUUGAGGAAUUGGCUUGCUCAAGCCAAGAGUCUGUGCUCCCCAAAGGAUGCAAAAAACUUUGGCUUGGACAAUCUGGAUGAGGAAAUAAACAUCCUGGAGAAAAAAUUAUCUGAAGAAUAUCAAGAGAUUGGCUUCUGUCACAAUGAUCUACAGUAUGGUAACAUAAUGAUGGAGGAGGAGACAAAAUUAAUCACUAUAAUUGACUAUGAAUAUGCAAGUUAUAAUCCUAUUGCUUAUGACAUAGCAAAUCAUUUCUGUGAAAUGGUGGCUGAUUACCACAGUGACACACCUCAUGUUCUUGACUACAAAAAAUAUCCAGGACUAGAGGAACGUCAAAGAUUUAUCCGCAUCUAUCUUAGUUCUGAAGGCAAUAAACCAAGCAAUGCUAAAGUGAACCAGUUAGUGAAAGCAACUGAAAACUACACUGCUGCAAACCAUAUAUUUUGGGGUUUGUGGGGACUUAUUUCGAGUUAUGUGAAUAAAAUAGACUUUGACUAUAAGGAGUAUGCAAGGCAGAGGUUUCAGCAAUACUGGUUAAGGAAGGCUAAUUUAUUGGACUCACCAAGCAUCGUUUCCCAAGAACACCAAACUCUGAAUGAAUCUCUGCCAUCUUUCACGUGAUUUUGCUUCAGAUGUCUUACUGAAGUUUAGUAUUUUAGUAUUAUAGUAUAGUAUAGUAUAGUAUAUAUAUAUAUAUAUAUAUAUAUAUAUAUAUAUAUAUAUAUAUAUAAAUAACACCUAAGAUAUGAGAUGCAGCAUCUAUAUGUAAAUUUAUUUAAUCAGCAUGAAUGUGUAAUUUUGAUGAAUACGUCUCUUUUGGAGUUGAGUUGAGGGAUAUGAGUCUAUGUAUUGUUUGCAAUAACGAUGGAUUUGUCUUCUUAUCUUUACACAUUAUCUUUACACAUUAACUGAGGUUAUGA
This is a messenger RNA of Vigna unguiculata (cowpea), 1655 nucleotides long. Its product is annotated as putative choline kinase 2. Gene Ontology annotation, molecular function: ethanolamine kinase activity; choline kinase activity. The record is from RefSeq and is a predicted model, not a curated record. NCBI's taxonomy places the organism in Eukaryota, Viridiplantae, Streptophyta, Magnoliopsida, Fabales, Fabaceae. Gene Ontology annotation, biological process: phosphatidylethanolamine biosynthetic process; phosphatidylcholine biosynthetic process. Gene Ontology annotation, cellular component: cytoplasm.